This is a messenger RNA of Vicia faba (fava bean), 1272 nucleotides long. The record is from the annotation of a GenBank genome assembly. Lineage: Eukaryota; Viridiplantae; Streptophyta; Magnoliopsida; Fabales; Fabaceae.
AUGAAAGGCUUCAGAAUUCUAACAACAACCACUCUCACCACUUCACCCAAACCCAACCCCACUUCCCUACUCCGCGCCUUCUUCUCCGCAGAACCCCUCCCUCCCGAAUCCGAUUCCCAUCUCUCAGACCAACCAGACUCAACCUUCGACAGCUCCCACUACGAAAUCCUAAUCCCCAAUAACCCCAAGCCCAAACCCAAACCCACGUGGGACGACAAAUUCAGAAUCCGGACAGAUAAAUUGUUGUUCGGCGACGAGACGAAGGGGAGAGUUAAGUUUAAGGAGGAGGAGGAUGAGAGGAGAAAGAUGAUUCUAGCUAAGGCGUUGUUGGAGGCUGCUUUGAAUAAUGAGAAAGAGGAGGAGGAGGAAGAUGAAGAUGGGAGUUUGGGUGUUGUGAAGGAUGAGGAUCAGAAGUCUUUGUCGGUUGGGAUUAUUGGGGCUCCUAAUGCUGGAAAAUCUGCACUCACUAAUUAUAUGGUUGGAACAAAGGUGGCAGCUGUUUCACGUAAGACAAACACAACUACUCAUGAAGUUGUGGGAGUGUUGACCAAAGGAGACACCCAAAUUUGUUUUUUUGAUACACCAGGGCUCAUGCUAAAUUGUGGUGGAUUCCCUUAUAGGGAUGUCAAGGCUCGUGUGGAAAGUGCUUGGAGUUCAGUCAAUCUCUAUGAAGUGCUCAUAGUCAUGUUUGAUGUUCAUAGACAUCUUACCAAGCCUGAUUCAAGAGUUGUAAGACUAAUUAAGCGCAUGGGAGAACGAUCCAUUCCAAAUCAAAAGCGAGUUUUGUGUAUGAAUAAGAUUGAUUUAGUAGAGAAAAAGAAAGAUCUAUUGAAAGUUGCUGAAGAAUUCAAAGAUCUUCCUGGAUUUGAAAGGCAUUUCAUGAUAUCGGGAAUGAAGGGGGCUGGAGUAAAAGAUUUGACUCAGUUCUUGAUGGAGCAGGCUGUAGAACGGCCCUGGGAAGAGGAUCCGUUUACCAUGACCGAGGAAGUUAUGAAAAUGAUAUCGUUAGAAGUUGUGCGUGAAAGGUUGUUGGACCAUGUACAUCAGGAAAUUCCAUAUGAUAUUGAACAUAGGUUGGUUGACUGGAAAGAGUUACGAGACGGCUCUAUUAGGAUUGAGCAACACUUUGUUACUAACAAAUUAAGCCAACGCAAGAUUCUCAUAGGGAAGAAUGGCUCAAAAAUUGGGAGAAUAGGAAUAGAAGCUAACGAAGAGUUAAGGACGAUUUUCAAGAAGCAAGUGCAUCUAAUUCUUCAGGUUAGACUCAAGUAA